AUUGAUAAAAGCUAUCGAAUUCGAAUUUAAUUGCCAUAACCUUUGAAUUAAAUAAUUUUCCUGAGCAUUUCAAUGUGAUAAGUGUAAACGUUGACAUGCUUUGUUUUAUAAUUUUUUGUAUUUUUUUCAUCGGUAUAUUAUCCAAAGUAACAAAUGCUUGGUGCUGCAGCAAAGUGUGCCUUGUUGGAAAAACCGCUAUUAUUACAGGAGGAAAUUCGGGUAUUGGCUAUCAGAUAGCAUUAUCACUAGCAUCUCGAGGCUGUAAAGUCAUAAUCGCUGAUAAAGAUGAUGGAUCUAGAUCAAAACACAAAAUUAUGGAAGAAACAAAUAAUAAAAACAUUUUUGUUAAAAAAAUGGAUUUGGCUUCAUUAAAUUCAGUUAGAAAAUUUGCGGAAUACAUAAAGGAGACGCAACCAAAAAUAGAUAUUUUAAUUAAUAAUGCAGGCAUAGGUUCAACUGCAUUAAAAUUCACUGAAGAUGGUUUACAGCGGACAAUGCAAAUCAACUAUUUAGGCCAUUUUUUAUUGACUUAUCUUCUAUUAGAUGUAAUGAAAAAAUCUGCACCUAGUCGCAUUAUAUUCACCAAUUCCAUUGGCUGUUUUUUCACUCUACUCAAAUUAGAAGAUUUGGAUCCAAGAGAAAAUUAUCCAAAUCCUUACAAAAUAUAUCUGAAGUCGAAAUUAUUUCUAGCCGUAGCCGCCAAGCAUUUUGCCUCAAAGUUACGAGACUCUAAUGUGACAGUAAAUAGUUUUCAUCCCGGAGCGGCCAGAUCAGGAAUCUUUCUGAAGGCCGUUAAUGAUGAAAUUUCACUUUAUCCCAUUGUAUUGGGUUUGCUUACAAUACCAUUUGGAAAGAGUACUGAAGAGGCUGCUCAAACAGCUAUCCAUUUGGCGUGUGAUAAGAAAGUUGAAGAUGUUACAGGAAAAUUUUUUUUAGAAUGUCGUCAGUUUCUAAUGCCGUUUCAAACUACCAAUACCGAGUUUUGCAAGGAAGUAUUUGAAUAUUCAAAGAAGCUGGUUAAAUUAAAACCCGAAGAAUAUACUAUUUAAUAAAAAAAGAGAUCUAUGAAAUUUUUAAAAUUAAGUUGUAUCAUACAAUUAAAAUGUAACUGUCUUAACACCUAUUUUAUUAAAAAAUAUAAACUUGAUUGACAUAUAAAAUGUAAUGCCUACCCCAAAUUCAGGGACUCAAAUAAGAUUCCUAAGCAAGUAUUUAUCUACCUUUUAAUUUACCUCGUUCCAGUUGCAGUCGACCAGGAAGAGUCUAUUGAAGGUUAGAGAUGUCAUGUGGUUUGAUUGCAUAUUUUAUAUUGCAAAUUGAACCCGGGACAAAAAAUCCAAAGUUAAGCGG
Psylliodes chrysocephalus is the source of this 1350-nucleotide messenger RNA. Lineage: Eukaryota; Metazoa; Arthropoda; Insecta; Coleoptera; Chrysomelidae. The record is from the annotation of a GenBank genome assembly.